Molecule: messenger RNA, 384 nt
Organism: Ichthyophthirius multifiliis
Lineage: Eukaryota; Ciliophora; Oligohymenophorea; Hymenostomatida
Product: WD repeat protein
Exons: 2
Molecular function (GO): protein binding
Source: RefSeq, a predicted model, not a curated record
AUGAUUAACAAUAUUGGUUCACCUGAUAAUAAAAUAUUCUCUUUGCGUUAUGAUAUGUGUGAUGUUUAUGUCGCUAUAGCAUGUGAUGAUGGAUAUAUAUAUAUAUGUUUAGAAUUAAAAAAAUAAAUUGCUUAUAGAUUAAAAGAUACAAAUAAAAACUCAAAUUAACCUGUAACUUGUGUAAGAUGGAAUCCUUAGCUUAUUUAAAAAGAUAAUAUAUUAUCAACUUAUUCAGAAGGGAAAUGUAUAUAUUGGCAAUGUUCUACUCAAAAAAUACUAAAAGAAUUUACUGAAAGUGGAAAUUAUAUAAAUACUUGUGAUAUUUCGCCUGAUGGAUAUAAGUUUAUUACUGCAGGAUCCGAUAGUUAUAGUAAGACUUUAUGA